Messenger RNA from Aspergillus uvarum CBS 121591, 1860 nucleotides. Its product is annotated as secretory pathway gdp dissociation inhibitor. Lineage: Eukaryota; Fungi; Ascomycota; Eurotiomycetes; Eurotiales; Aspergillaceae. Gene Ontology annotation, molecular function: Rab GDP-dissociation inhibitor activity. The record is from RefSeq and is a predicted model, not a curated record. The coding region runs from base 182 to 1585 and encodes 467 amino acids. Gene Ontology annotation, cellular component: cytoplasm. Gene Ontology annotation, biological process: small GTPase-mediated signal transduction; vesicle-mediated transport; protein transport. The transcript has 8 exons.
CUCCUCCUCUCCCUCCUUCUCCUCUCCUCUUUUCUUUCCUUUCCUUUAAACUCACCGUGCUUCAUAACUCUCCAUCUUCUUCCCCCUAUACACUUACUGCCCAUAUUUAUUUCCAUCCUCCUAUCACUCCUUUGGAGAUUCAUUUGCACAUUGUCUUUGAUUCCCAGCGUUAUCUCACAUCAUGGAUGAGAUCGCCCCCGAGUAUGAUGUCGUCGUGCUCGGCACUGGUUUGACCGAGUGUGUGCUUUCUGGUGUUUUGAGUGUCAAGGGAAACAAGGUGCUUCACAUUGACCGUAAUGACCACUACGGAGGAGAGGCUGCCUCUGUCAACAUCGAGACUCUCUUUAAGAAGUACGGCAACGUUCGCCCCGGCGAGGAGCCUUGGAAGAAGUAUGGCCGCGUCAACGACUGGAACAUCGACCUGGUUCCUAAGCUUUUGAUGGCCAAUGGCGACUUGACCAACAUUUUGGUUUCCACCGAUGUCACAAGAUACCUAGAGUUCAAGCAAAUUGCGGGCAGCUACGUCCAGCAAGGAAAGGGUCCCAAGGCCACCGUCGCCAAGGUGCCCUCGGAUGCCGGGGAAGCUCUGCGCUCCUCCCUCAUGGGCAUGUUUGAGAAACGGAGAGCCAAGAAGUUCUUGGAGUGGGUGGGCGAGUUUAACGAGAACAACCCUUCCACUCACCAUGGCCUCGAUAUCACCCAGUGCACGAUGAAGGAAGUCUACGACAAGUUCAGCUUGGAAGAUAACACUCGCGAUUUCAUUGGCCACUCCAUGGCUCUCUACCAAUCCGAUGAAUACUUCCUCAAGCCUGGAGCAGCCCCCGAAACCAUCAACCGCAUCCGCCUGUAUGUCAACUCCAUGGCCCGUUACGGCAAGUCGCCAUACAUCUACCCCCUUUACGGCCUGGGUGAGCUUCCCCAGGGUUUCGCUCGUCUUUCUGCCAUCUAUGGCGGUACCUAUAUGCUCAACACCUCCGUGGAUGAUGUCCUUUACGAUGAGAGCGGCAAGGUGUCUGGAAUCAAGGCCACUAUGAAGGACCGUGACAACGAGGGCGAGACCAUGAGCUUCACCACUAAGACGAAGAAGAUUCUCGCCGACCCCUCGUACUUCCCUGGCAAGGUCCGCGUCACUGGCCACUUGUUGAAGGCCAUCUGUAUCCUCAACCACCCCAUCGACAAGACCGACGGCAGCGACUCGCUGCAACUCAUCCUCCCUCAGUCCCAGGUCGGCAGAAAGCAUGAUAUCUACAUUGCUAUGGUCUCUUCGGCGCACAAUGUCUGCCCCAAGGGAUACUAUAUCGCCAUUGUCUCGACCAUUGCCGAGAGUGAUGCCAACCACCACAUCGAACUGGAGCCUGGGUUCGAGCGCCUGGGUAAGAUCGAGGAGACAUUCUUCAGUGCUCCUAUUCCUCUGUACGAGCCCAUCGAGAGCGGUGAGAAGGACAACAUUUUCAUCUCCAAGAGCUACGAUGCUACCUCCCACUUCGAGACCACAACAGAGGAUGUCCGGGACAUCUACCGUCGUGCGACGGGCGAAGAGUUGAAGGUCGAGGGUCUCCGGGAAGAUCAGAAACUUGUGGAGUAAACCAGCCUCCAGCAUUUGCAUACUAGGGUACAGUAAUUUUUUUGUCGCUUCGGAUGCGCGUUUUUGACUUGAGCCAUAAUUCCUCUUGGACUUUCCUUCACGCUCAUGAAACAUACCACAUAUUGCUCUUGGACUCAGUCCACUCGCUUGGUCUCUGGCAUACGCUAUUAUUACAGUAGGGACUGGUCAACAUAUGUUCAUAACAACCCGGCUCGCAGGUGCAUAGCACCAACUUGUGAAUAAGAGUUGUUGUUUUGAGUUGAACACAUAAACAC